AUGAAGAAAUACAGAAGCAGGGGCCCUAGUAAGGGUGAGGGCCCCCGCAGCAGAACAGCAGCAGCAGCAGCAGAAGCAGCAACGGGGAAGGGGCCUCUUGACUCGGGGUUUAAGCGAAAGAAGCACAAGAAGCAGCAGCAGCAGCAGCAGCGGCAGCAACAGCAAAGAAGCAAAAUAGCACUAGGAGAGGAGUACACAGGCUACUGCCCUUGGAGGGAGAGGCCUCAUGGGGGGCCUCUGCCUGCGAUUGAUCGCGUCAUAGUGAAUGAAUAUAUUCAGAGUUGCAGCAACUGCAGCAGCAGCAGCAACAGCAGCAGCAGCAACAACAACAGCAGCAAGAGCAGCAGCAGCAGCAGCAGCAGCAGCAGCAACUUGUCUUCAGCUUUGUGCCCUUCUUGCUUUUUUUCUUUGUACAUAAAAAAGCGCAAGCCGUGUUUGCUGCGUCUCGUAUCAAACGAAGACAGCAGCAGCAGCAGCAGCAGCAGCAGCAUGCAUACACCCAACGCGCUAGCAGCAUCAAAUGCCCUAACUAAAUGGAGGGACAUCGGUUAUCUGAAAGCAAAAGCAGGAAAAGAUAUCAUAGAUGUCGAAAUCAGGGGUCCCCAGGGGGCCCCCAGCUUCGGAAAGGGACAGUACCAGCAGCUGCCUUUCGGCGAGGUGCUGCAGCGGCUGCAGCACGGAGACGCUUCAUUAUAUGUAACGACGCAACGCAUAGCUAGUGAUCAAUACGGCCCGAAGGCCGUUUGUGGGGCGCCUUUAGACGUCUCUUUGGCGGGAGAUUUCCCUAAGGCCCCCGCGUUAGCUGGACAGCUGAUUGUCUCUCAGUUUAAUAUAUGGUUGGGUGCGAGCAGCAAAGGCAGCAGCACGGGGCUUCAUCACGACUUUCAUGAUAAUUUUUACUGUCUCCUUCGGGGUGCGCAUGAGGGAGCUGUGCGACGGGCUCGACAAAGAGCCCUCGAGGAGACCAUCAGAGAGCUGCAGCAGCAGCAGCAGCAGCUGGAGCAGCAGCAGCAGCAGCAGCCUGCAGCAGCAGCAGCGUUGAAAGCUGUGGAGAAUAAACUCAGCGAAGCCGAAGCGGAGUUGGAUGAGUGCCUUGAAGAAGCACUUGCAGCAGCAGCAGCAGCAGGAGACAGCAGCGAUGCUGACGAAGAAGAGUCUUCGUGCAGCGAGAUGUAUUUGCCUGCAAGUUGGUUUCAUGAAGUGAUAUCGUAUUCAAAUAAUAAAAAUCUAAAAGAGACACCAGAAGCAGCAGCAGCAGCAGCAGCAGCAGCAGCAGCAGCAGCAGCAAGCGGCAGCGGAGACACUGCAGCAAAAGGAGACACGAAAGAAGACAACGUGCACAUAGCAUUUAACAUAUGGCUGCACCCUCCCUCUUCAAACGCAACAUUUGAGAAGCCUUACUGUGACUCUUUCUGGGCUCAGCAGCAGCAGCAGCAGCAGCAGCAGCAGCAGCAGCAGCAGCAGCAUGCAGAAGGGGACAGUACAUCUGUCAAUGUGCGUUCAAAGGCACCCAAAGGCUUUAACUCCGCCACCUUGUCUGCUGAAGGCGCUGCAGCAGCAGCAACAACAACAGCAGCUCCUUCUGCAGCUGCUAUUGCUGCUGCUGCUGCUGCUGCUGCUGAUGCUGCUGCUGCUGCUUGUCCUCUGAAGCCGAGGAGGAGGGCUGAGAAGCUAAGAGGGAAGCCCCACUCUAAACGCCUGAUGACCCUGAGGCGUUUAGUCGGCGUUAUGAAGAAAUAA
This is a messenger RNA of Eimeria acervulina, 1740 nucleotides long. RefSeq lists its product as hypothetical. The coding region runs from base 1 to 1740 and encodes 579 amino acids. The record is from RefSeq and is a predicted model, not a curated record. The transcript has 8 exons. Gene Ontology annotation, molecular function: 2-oxoglutarate-dependent dioxygenase activity. Lineage: Eukaryota; Apicomplexa; Conoidasida; Eucoccidiorida; Eimeriidae.